AUGAAGGUUUUUGUGGAGUUCAUCAAAGACAACAAAUUGAUUGAUGUUCAAUGCAAAGGUAAAACUUUUAGUUGGUUCAGUGGCGACGGGAAGGCUAUGAGCAGAUUAGAUAGGUUUCUAAUAUCUGAUUCUGUUAUCUCCAGGUACGACUUGGAAAUUGAAGAGGGCAUCUCUGGUAUCAACGAAGCUAACUUUUUAUUGGCAAGCUGUAAGGAAAAUCUAGUACCAGAGGUGGUGGCGAGAAGAAGCGAGGCCACCAGUCGUAUGUGGAAAUUUAUGAAAAUUAAAGAGAACAUUUUGCUGCAGAAGUCGCGGGUGCGGUGGGAUUCUGAAGGUGAUCUUAACAGCCAUUACUUUCAUAGUUGUUUGAAGGAGAGGAGGAGAAGGAAUUUCAUUGACGGUGCUGUCUCUGAGUCGGGUACGCCAGAGUCAGUGGAGAAGGUUAAGGAGAGGGUUAGAGGUUACUUUGCGGAGAAGUUUGUAGAAAAGGUUAGGGAGAGACCUGGUUUUGCUGUAGGGACCUUUAAAGUUAUGUCUCGGGAGGACUCGAGGAUGCUGGAAAGCCCUUUUACAGAGGACGAAAUCAAAGGAGCGGUUUGGGGUUGUGAAGGGAAGCGGUGUCUGGGUCCGGACGGAUACACUUUUACAUUCAUUAGGAAGUGUUGGGGUUUCAUGAAGGAGGAUUUUUACAAGUUCUUUCAUGAUUUUCAUAGUAGUGCGAGAUUAUCAGAAGCCAUAGUGUCUUCCUUUAUCACUUUGAUUCCGAAGAAGGAUAUUCCGUUGGGACUUCAAGAUUACAGGCAUAUUUGUCUCGUGGGCUGCUUGUACAAAGCUUUGGCAAAGUUACUUGCUUCUAGAUUGAAGAAGGUUUUGGGCGAUAUCAUCUCGAGUAGCCAAAGCGCUUUCAUACCAGGAAGAAACUUACUAGACAGAGUCUUGGUUGCCAACGAGGCGGUGGACUAUGCUAAGAAGGCGAAUAAAAGUUUCUUGUUGUUUAAGGUUGAUUUGGAGAAAGCGUACGAUAACGAUUGUUGGGACUACCUUCGGUAUAUUGUGUCUGGUAUGAACGCGUCAAUUAUAGGUGAUUACAAAGGCUUUUUGGUGGGAAAGGAUUGUGUUGUCAAUCUGCUGCAGUAUGUGGAUGACACGUUACUGCUGGGCCAGGGCAAUUGGAGACAGGUUUGGGCGUUUAAAGCAGUGCUUAGGGGCUUUGAAGUAACGUCGGGGCUGGGGGUAAAUUUCCAUAAGAGCAGGUUGAUCGGGAUCAAUUUGAGUGAACAUUUCAUCGGAGCAGCAGCGAACUUCUUGACUUGUAAGAUAGAAAAGAGUUCUUUUAGCUUUUUGGGUUUGCCCAUUGGGUGCAAUCCAAGGAGGAUCGAUACUUGGAAACCGUUGAUUGGGAAGCUGAAGGCUCGUCUAGACAAUUGGAAAAGUAGGUUCCUUAGCUUCGGAGGGAGAAUAACUUUAAUUAAAUCGAUUCUAUCUUCUUUGUUCAUUUUCCUUCUUUCAUUCUACAAAGCGCCGGUGUCGAUCUAUAAAGAAAUAAGAAGGAUUCAAGCAAAUUUUCUUUGGGGUGAUAAAGUUUCCAAGAAGAAAAUCCAUUGGGUCGGAUGGGAUAAAGUUUGCACUCCUUUGGAUAGAGGAGGUUUGGGAGUGAGGAAAAUCGAAGAGUUUAACGAUGCACUCUUGCUUAAAUGGAAGUGGAGGAUAAUUCAAGGGGGUCACUCUCUUUAG
Messenger RNA from Vicia villosa (hairy vetch), 1734 nucleotides. RefSeq lists its product as uncharacterized. NCBI's taxonomy places the organism in Eukaryota, Viridiplantae, Streptophyta, Magnoliopsida, Fabales, Fabaceae. The transcript is spliced from 3 exons. The coding region runs from base 1 to 1734 and encodes 577 amino acids. The record is from RefSeq and is a predicted model, not a curated record.